UUCUUUUUCUGUGCGAAUUAUCUUUAAAUUAUUUAUAAGUGCAUAAAUGUUGAAAGUAGAAAUUUUCUAGCUUUUUUCUUUCUUUCUCUCUCUUCUAAAAUUAUCUUUUGUUCUCUAAAACAUCUUUUCUAGCCAAUGCAGUCAUUUCUGAUUUGAAUCAUUCUAAACAGUUUUAAAGAGCAAAAUGAAAAGCGGGUUUUCCCCUCCAACAUCUUUCGAGCAAUUGAAAGAUGUUCCGCUAGAAGAAUUGUAUAAUAUAAAUAAUUAUUCAAAUAUUUUAUUAUUCUGUUUCAACAAGAAUCUAAUCUAUGUUAAAGAAAUGAAAUUAAUUGAUGGACCGAGACUUACUGUUAAAACAAAUAUGUGUAUUUUCCAGGUUACAUUAUCUUACGUAUCCUCUGUACGUUACGUAUAAUACAUACUGGACAAGUCUCGAAAUUUUUACAUUUUAAACUUACGGUACUUUCGCGUGAUUCGUUUGUGUCGUUCUUGAUACCCAGAUUUCAGUAUGUAAGAAUUCGCUUAACGUAUACGCAACGGCAGGUCGCGUGCCGAGCUACCUUUCUAAAGCAGCGGUAAAAGCGGACAUCUUACCGUGACAUCUCUCCCGCUCGGGCAGCUCCCACGCGAAUUGAACGUACCCGGGGAUUCCCGGCCUGUCGUUCAUCGGGAUCGUGUGUCCUGCUCUAGUAGCAUCGGAUCUACAGAAGCUCUCGAUACCGCGGGCGAUAUCUGUUUGCGUAACUUUUACAUCAGGUAGCUCUGGCAUAACGGUAUCCAGUCGCGCCUUCGCUCGUAAGAGCGUUACAGCCGCGAUUAGAAUUAACGUUUCUUUCUCAUGCGCGCUCGCUCGGUUUUCAGUAACAUGCGGCCGUUGUUCAGCUCUCGACUCUCUUCGAAUCGCAAACGGAAAAACUCCGCUUUCCCUACGAACGCGAGGACGCCACGGGAAUAAAUUGACGAGCGAACUGCAGUCUCGUUCGGUUGCAUUCCAAUUUGGAUCGCCGUUGCGUGAUACGUAGAAUUCGGAAAGAAAACACGGCUCACUGAAGCUUCACAGUUGCGAUCGAACAUUCUUCGAUAAUGUCGCAAUCAUCUCGUCGUAGAUCGAAGGGUUUCGCGAAAACAACAAAUAAAUCAUGAAAUCAGCACGAAGAGCGAUAUCCAUUUUUCUUUUGCUACGAUAGAUAAUAAAAUGCAACAGAGCGCAUCCUCUUUUCGCAGGGAAUUAUAUUUCCUCGAAGCUGCUGAAGUGUUACAUUCUUUACCACGUAUCGUCUUGAAUGUAAUUACUGUAAUUAUUAUUUUCGCGUUGCAGAGCAUCAUUACCGAUGCCGCGAGCGCUAAAAGUUCGUUACAUUUCCUGGUGCUUCUACGUCCGACUUUUCUCCUCGUCGAACUAGAUUUCCAGCGUGGAAAAACGCGCAUGCAAAGUCAGCAAAAUCCUAAACGGACGAGAGAUAAUAUUACACUUGCGCGUGUGCCGCGUAUAUUAAAAGUCGUAAAAGAAAUAUCGGUCACUGACUUUCGCUCCGUUCAACGCACGAAUCAGGAAUACACUUGUCCCCUCCUACUGUGUAUUUGUACUUGCUCUAACUGUAAUCUGCAUUUCUUACUUUGUUCGUUUUCGAAAUGUAUUAUUAAAUUAAGGAUGAGACAUCUCAAAACAUCACCAAAAAUAUAAUUUCAUAGAAUGUUAUAUUAUUACGUUCGAAUAUCUUAUAUAAAAUUUGAGCGUAAUUUUAGAAGUUGGCUAACUUUUCUUUGUUUUCGAUUCUUAAAUAAAGUCGCAUACUUAUUUGUAAAUUUGAUGAGAAGUAUAGCAUUUCGAAUUAAAUCACGAAUUGUUUACAUAUACUAUAAAAUAAAACUCUAACAAUUUAAUUCAAUAAUAACAAUUUAAUAAAAUUUAAUGAUCUAUUAAUUGAAAUUAAAUGAAACACUUAAAAGGGUACUUUACUCUUAUGCGUAUAUUGUAUAUGGACGGUUUUUGCUUGUUUAUCUUCAUAUCAAAUGCAUAACAGCUAAUUCAAUUCUGUUUAUUGCAUCUAGAGGUACAUAAAAAGCACUUAAUUUUGUAGUUUACAAUUUUUUUAUUUUUGUUGAUAUUUUGAAUUAGAGGUGCUAACUUAACGUGAAACUAUCACUUCCAUUUUCAAAUGUAAAUUCCUGCUAAAUGGAUUGAAUACUAAAAUUAGGACUAAAUUAGCACUUAAUUAGCACUUAAUUAUGGUAUAUAUGUUAUUCCUAUUUUUGUGAUGGAGGUGCUAACUUGACGGAGGUCAUUUACGCUGCAUAAGUCAUUGUAAACCAAACUAUUCUCGCUCUUUGCUGAUUUUAAAACCAAAAUUCAAGUAUUUUCAAGAUAUUUACAGUAAAAUAGUUUUUAAUUAGAUAGAAAAGAAAACAAUAAACUUCUGAAAAGUCCGCAGUUUUUAAAUUUCGAUAAUUUUUAACUAGUUACAUAACCAGACGUCCUUAAAUCACAUAUAUGUUAAAAACACCAUAAAAACCUCCGCUUUCCUUUUUUCCACUUUAUUUUUUUAAUAUUUGAUGUUUUUUAAGUACUAAAACUAAAUUGAUGAACAUUUUUUUAAUUUUAUUGGUGCAAAAUUUAUUUAAAAUUACUUUUUACAGAAACAGUUUCUAUUUAACCCGCGUUGAAUUAGAGGAAGUAAAAGACAGUAUUGCACUUUCCAAAUCUAUUAAUGAAACGAUUUAGAAUCAUUAAAUGUUAAUUACAAUAGAUUUAAUAAGAAGUUGAUUGGAGAAAGUUGACGUCACACUUUUGUACGCGUUAGAAAAGUUAACGACGUAAAGCUUCGAGCCGCCUGCCAUUGUGUCAAUCGUCUGAUUGUGUCUGAUGCAGCAAGACCAUGCGAAAACGCACAGACCUUCUUCGCGACGCGAUCCCUUUUCCGGCGCGGCGCGUCGGCGACGCACGCCAUAGAUGAAGAUGGUGCAGAGUUGACGAUCCCACGGCGUACGGUCCAACCCUAAUAAAGCACGCUUUCGAAUCCGCCUACGCGCCACGAUUAACAAUUAACGACAACGGCGCGGCGUAACGAAUGCCAAGCGGGGAACGACUCGCUCGCCUCCUCUCGCACGUUAGGAAAGUGCGUCGCUCGUUGUGUUCGUCGUCGUCGUCGUCGUCGUUCGCGCACGUGCAGGUAGCCGAGAGUCCCAAUUAUUCCGGGAUAACGGACAACCUAGGCAAUGUGUGCGUGCGUGUGCAUUUCGAAAAAUCGUCGCGCCUCCGACGUCGCUCGGUUAUCGUCUAACGGUGACUGACCUCCCGGACGUCGUAUAGUCGUAUAGCGCGCGCGUUAGUAUCGCGUUACGCCGAGCCGUUCAAGACUCCUGUCUCCCGAGUCCAUCAUUCACGCGUCCUUUACUUUCUCGAUUUCCACGAUUUUUCUCAAAGGGAAGGGUAAAUUGCGCGGGCCGUCGAAUGUUUCGCCCCGAGGAUUCAUCGAGGAAGGAUGAUUCGACGAAUCCCCGAACACUUCCCGCACUACAAUUCGAUACAAUUAAUCACGUCGGCGUAAUUAAUACGGCGAAACUUUUCAAUUUGACUCAUCGUGAGUCGGCUGUUUUUAUAGACUUACCUGGUACGAUCUACUCGUGCGAGUGCGAACACAAAGGCGUCUUAGCGUCUUAGCGUCAGCGUGCAAGUGCGAUAAUUCCGGGGGAGAAUAUCCAUCAACGUUUGAUCUGGGAGAGAAAUAAUGGCGCGACGCGAAUGGUCCAAUUACGUCCGCUUCCCCGCGCUACGUAAUGCAUCCUUCCUUUCUACAUGGCGCACGUAUAAUUCCCACGUUUUCACUGGCCGCGAGCGCAGCGAGUACAAAGGCCAGGUUUCCGAAAAGGAUGGUGACCGAAAACGAGAGUCUACUUGGAAAAACAAUAUGCUAUCGCGUGUCAACCGAUUCAUUCUUCGCAAAACGGCCGGGCUGUUUUGCGUUUUGUUUCAAAUUGCAACCGGCGCGUCAUACGGCGGCGUCAAUCCACACAAAUUCGUGCUGCGCGCGAUGUUACGGAUGUACGUUCAGUUUUCGAGUUUGUUUAAGGACACUUCUAACUUUGUAUAAACUGAAACAACCUCUUAUGAAAAUUUAGAUGAGAAUAUUUUGUGACGAAAAACCGGUACCAGCUUCGGAAAAGUUUUUAAUUGCAAAUUAAAAAGUAAAUUUUAAUUAGUAUAAAAACAAAAAAUUGUAUUCUAAGGAACUGUUAAUAAAAUAAAUUGUUAUUACUGUAGCGCAAAAAAUUUUGUUUGAAUAAAACUCUUUUUUACGAUUUGAUAUCCGUUGAUUGUACAGUUUAAUAACUCUCUAUGUUUUAAAACGUAUGAGUGAAAAUUGUUUUUUUUUUUUUAAUUUGAAAAGAAACAACUGCACAGUAAUUUAUAAUUAGAAAAUUGUUUAAUUGGAAAAUUGAAAAGUAUGUUCAAGAUAAUAAUACAGUAUGAAAUCUCACUAUUAUUCAGAUUUGUUAUCAAUUAUAAUCGACACGAUCGACACGAUAUUAAAUGAUAAGAAACGACCUAUUUAAAAUAUUUUUUGGCAUUAAUACUGGUUUUUUCGUUCAGAAUACAAUUUUUACAAUUAAUUAUAAUACGUUCUUUAAUUCACUGUCAAAUACUUCCAAAGCUCGAAGACAUCUCGUAAUGUUUCCUUGUAAGUUUUUAUAUUUGUGACAUUGGUUCAAACUUGCUAGUCGUCGAGAUAAGCGCGGACAAGCGUUUAAUAAUAAUAAUGACAAGACGCGAAUAUGCGCGAUGCAUUUAUGUAAGAUUUGUUGUGAAACCCCCGGUUGCCGCGGAUGUGUGUUGCGCGUGUCAUAAGCGUGAUUAAAAAAGCGUGAAAAAGAGUGAAUGAAGAGCGCGGAGCGAAUUUCUAGACAUUCCCGCGGUUAUAAAGCGGAAAGGCCGUGCCGUCGGUCGGUCCCGGCUUCCGCUUGUUCGAGAGCGUCUGCGUUGGCCGCGAGUUAAUCACCGUCCAACUACGGCGAUUUAAUGCGAGCGGCACCAGAUAUCGAUAGUGCAGCGAACCCGAUCUUCUAGGGUGAUGGCGCACGCGGACUUCCCGGCGGAAGCUGCCACCCUGAAAAUUACUCGAGCGCGUCGAAUCGCGCUGUCGAAUGUGAUUGCGAGAAACAAGUCACGAUAGCCGUCUGUUUUCUCUCCUCGCGAUCGAUAUAUCAGGCAAAACGAUCCAUUUAUUCCCUUUAUCGAUGCCGAUCCUCGACACGAUCGCGCUCUCUUUUUCUCUCUCCCUCUCUCUCUCUCUCCCCUCUCCCUUUUUUCUUUUUUUUUUCUCUUGUUUCCUGUUGCUGGUACGACGGUAUUACGAAGCGAUCGCCAAUGUGAAUAUGAAUAAUGACUUUCGAGCGAAAGAGAGAAAUACGAGAUUUAAAGAUGCGAUUAAAGAUUUAGGAGUAUGAUACUCUUUACAAGGAUUUCCGAGGGACCAGACUCGCUUUCAUUUUUAUCAUUCCUCGCCUUUUCUACUCGAGAAGUAGAGAUGUCAAAGCUAGUUCGUAUAAUUUAUUCUUAUUGCAACGGAGAAUUCCUUCGUCGCGCCAAUCGAUAUUCCCAGCCACGUGCCGCGCGGAGCUCGCAUUGCAAAGCCGAAAUUUAAUCUGAUCGCGCCUGCACCCAGUCAGUCUUAGCUUACUCACCCCUUUCUCCCCCCCCCCUCCUCUAGAUUGACCUAGAUUAUUGCGAUUUCUAUUUUUCACGAGAGCAAAUGUCCCUUGCGUAUUUGGCACUGAACUUGUAACACUUUUUCGUGACGUCGAUUAAUUCGAUUGCGACAUAUCUUGAGCUCCAUAUAAUCCAAGUUAAGUUGCGGUGAUGUUAGUUGGAUGCAAUUUACGACGUGAUUUCGCGCUAGAGCCUAUGCAGAGAUACGAAAACUUUACAUCUGCCGCGUUUACUUAUUUAUUUAUUUUUUUUUUGCAAUCGAACGAAAUGUUCUUGCACCGUCAGCGCUAAAAAUCGAGGAGGACGGUAAACUUCUGUUCCGUUAACAUCGACCGUGUUGCUCGAAACUCUCGAAAACGUCCGUGAAAUCGAUUUCGUUCACGGAGAGGCUCUCGAGAGCGGCCCGUGUUCCGGAGCUUCACUCAUGGAAAAAGCCGCAGAACGACGAGGACGACUGCUCGAUUUUCUUUUCCUCCCUCUUUCUCUCUCUCUCUCUCUCUCUCUUUUGGCUCGGUUGCCCUUUUUGCACCGCUACGUCUUUGUCGAACCCUCCUUGAAACUUUUUGCUGAUACAGUCACGUCCUUUACCGGUACUUUGUUCUGCCCCGGUAACUUAGCACUAUAUAACGAAGGACGAUAGGAUGGCGAUAGAAGAUAUAAAGAAAAAAAAAAAAAACGAAAGACAAGGGUUAACGGGAAUUGCAGUUUCGCCUGUGAACGUCUGUCAAUUAUAGUAUGAACGAUUUUACGUUGUAUUAUACGUCUGUAGAUGCACUAACGUUUCAAUAUCUUCUUCUCGAAGAAAGAUCCAUUGGCGAAUUGAGAUGCCAAAUGCAGAUCCACUAAACGUGUUUCCGUGAAAUUUAAUUUUCACCGGAUUAGAGACCAAAAUAAAUGUUCUCGUGUUAUUCUGAGCGAUUUCUCAGAAUGUGUCUAUAAAAUCCUCUUAUCAUAUUACAGAUAAAUCAAAUAAGUUUUCUCUUUAAACGUCGAAGAACACAUCUCUUUCGUAAAAGCGUCCGAGAAACGUGCGUUUUCUCACCGGAAAAUAUUCAGUGACGAGAGACGCAAAUGUGCGCGCAUUUCGACGAGAUGAGAGGUACGCGCGCUGUGUCAAGGACCACUGCGAUUGGACGUGCGGCGCGUUGACGUAGCCAUCCUUUCUCAAACAAUCUCGGCAUCGGUGUCACCCGCAGCAGAGGCGCGAAUCAAGGACGAGGACCCCCAGCGGCGUGCGAAAGAUGCGAAACGGCGGACAAACGGCGCAGCAAACGGCGGUAAUGACGCCGCCGCAUCUGAACGGCUCGGCGCAGUUCAUAUCGGGCAGCUACGUGACGGCGGGGUAUCUGCCGCCGCGUCAGUCCUGGACCCAGUUCCAGGCUGCGCCGCAGCAUCUGGUCAGGAGCGGCGGUCGGCCCUUGUCGCUGCCGCCACCUCCGCCGCCCUCUCGACGAGAUUGCGGCCAGAGGCCCUGCAACGGAGGUCCGGCCAAUACUAAGAACACAUCCCUGCCGCAUCCCGUAUCGGCGACCCACAGGAGUACCACACCCUCGAAGGUGGAUCCUGAGCUAAUAUUUACAAAACAGGAACGAAUCGGGAAGGGUAGCUUCGGCGAGGUUUUCAAGGGUAUCGAUAAUAGAACCCAGCAGGUUGUUGCCAUCAAGAUUAUCGAUCUUGAAGAAGCAGAGGAUGAGAUCGAGGACAUACAACAGGAGAUUAUGGUUCUGUCGCAGUGUGACAGCCCAUACGUCACCAAGUACUAUGGAUCUUAUCUCAAGGGUACGAAGCUGUGGAUCAUCAUGGAGUAUCUGGGUGGCGGCUCGGCCCUGGACUUGAUGAAGGCCGGUAGCUUCGAGGAGAUGCACAUCGCCGUGAUAUUACGCGAGGUGCUCAAAGGGCUGGAUUAUCUGCACAGCGAGCGUAAGCUCCACCGCGAUAUUAAAGCGGCGAAUGUUUUGCUGAGCGAAAUGGGCGAUGUCAAGUUGGCCGAUUUCGGUGUAGCCGGUCAGUUGACGAACACCACCAGUAAACGGAAUACCUUCGUCGGCACGCCAUUCUGGAUGGCACCCGAAGUCAUCAAACAGUCCGCUUAUGAUUCUAAGGCUGACAUUUGGUCCUUGGGCAUCACGGCGAUUGAGCUUGCAAAAGGAGAGCCACCCAAUAGUGAGUUGCAUCCCAUGAGGGUUCUCUUCCUAAUACCCAAGAACAAUCCGCCGCAAUUGACCGGGAAUUACACGAAGCAGUUCAAGGAGUUCGUCGAAGCCUGCCUCAACAAGGAUCCCGAAAAUAGGCCAACGGCAAAAGAAUUGCUGAAGUUCCAGUUUAUUAGGAAGGCGAAGAAGAACUCGUACCUGAUUGACCUGAUCGACAGGUACAAAAAGUGGAAAUCGCAACGCAGCGAAGAGUCAGAAACCGAGAGCGAGAAUUCGGACUCGGAGGAAUCUAAGCAAGACAGCGACAUGGACGAGCCAUGGAUAAUGACGGUGAAAGGCCCGCAUGGGGUCAAAGGAUCCGUGGUACCUAUGCUGCCACUGGACGAGCAGCCCGCAUCUCUGACCCUAACACAUACGAACCACAGAUCCUCCAAUCACAACCAGCCGAGCUGUAAACCGCACGCGAAUGGUGCCUCGCGAUCACCACCAAAGGAUUCGACGCUUAAUCAUUAUAGAAGCGAGUCCAGGGAUUCGUUACGCGAUGGCCAAGCAAAACACGCGCCUUCCCGACCACAUGAAGCCGCGCCUCCACCACCGGUAGACACGCGAGAGAAACGAGAUGAGCGAGACUAUCGUGACUCCAGCCGAGAAUCUACGCUCAGAGAGUUCUCCUCGAAGGAAAUGCGCGACAGUCGCGAGAGGGACAGAGAUAUUAUCAGGGAACGAGAGCGGGAUAGGGAAGGCAGAGAUCGGGAUAGAGCCAGAGGAGAAUUCAAUUCACGGGAGAAGAGGAGAAAUAGUAAACCGGACGUGCCCAUUACUUCGAUGGCCGAUCAUAGAUCUAGUGAGGAUAAGCAGAGGCCCAGAAGUUCGCAGGAGCUCAAGCAUCCGCGGAGCGUUGCUCUAUCCGGUGUCGUUUUUCCUCUUCUUUCCGAGCUCCAACGAAAACACCAAUAUUCGGCAAGAGACAAUAACGGCGAAGGCGGUAGCGGUGGCAAAAAUGGUGGUGCUGUAGAAGAACUGAGAAGCGCCUUUGAGUCGGCGGAACGCACAUCGCCGGGAAUGACAGAAUCCCUAAUCCGCGAAUUAAUUAAAUCCCUACUUCCGCCCAAUCACUCUGAAGGUCGUUUGUCUAUGCUAAUGGAGAAGGUUAUUUUAAGGGAUACGUAGGGACGCGAGAGGACAAAGGUCCGCAAGAGAUUGUGGUCCCAGAAUAUCCUGACAUUGUAAAACCAUACGUUAUUUCUCGAUUAUCAAUUUACUAACCAAUACGAGCCGAGCAUGUCGUCAAUCGAAUGACGAUUCCGAACGUGAACGUGAAGGUACGAGGAAAAUGUGUUCGUUGUCCCAUAAUCCCGUUCCUUCUUCGCUCUUCCCCACUCUCGCUGAUCUAUAAAGGCCGUACUACAACGAAGUCUAUCGAAGUUUUACGAAGUAGUCUAUUGAACCACCCCAUUUUCACCUGCCUACCUCGCCGUAAGAUAAAAAUAUAUAUAGACGGCAGAUACACGCGAAACGUUGUGCCAGUAUUCUUGCAGUUCCUACUCGUGUAAUUGUCAUCCUUUUUUGAACUUCUCGAUUGAGUUGUCCUACAUUUAAACGUUUCUUCGUAUCGAUUCAGCGCCCGACAGUUAAUUUCAAUUGCAGAAAUCGAUUUAUCAUUAUGGAAUUUGUACGUUCUUCUUUUGUACAUUCUUUUUUCACUUUUUAAAAAUCUUCUAAUUGUGUUGUAAAUAUUUGUAACUUUAUAAUUUUUGUAAAAUUAUGAAACAUGAAUAAUGAAGAGCUAAAAGUAUGUUAUUUUUCAAUCAAUUAUAGACAAUUUAUUUAAUAGGUGAUUGGGAGUCGGCGCUAUCAUAAGUGGGCAAGAUUUUCUUUAUGUAAUAUAAUGUUUUACUCAAUCUUACACACAAUUUUUAUCAGACAUUUUGGCUCAAUUUUUCACUAUUCUCAGUAUCUUGCUUUUUAGUAGUGUUAUAUUGAUACAUAGUCUUUUUUCACAUGUCCUAUUAAAAGCCAUUAAAGUAAGAUAAGAUCUAAGCCAUUAUAUUCGCAAUAUAAUAGUAUUUCACAGUUUCAAGAUUGGAUAGAAUUGUCUCUUGUGUGCAUUCAUAGAGCUUCACAUUAUUCUUAUAACAUAAUGUAUGAUUCACUUGGCCUGUGUCUCUUGAUUUAUAAGAUAUAAAUCAAUAGUUGGAUGUUGCUGUAACAAUUUAAAUUAAAAUUAAUGUAUAAAACGGAAAAUAAAUAAUUAAAAUCGUAACCAAUAAAAAACACAAUUAAACAUUUAAAUUACAGUUAUAUAUUUAUCAAUAAAUAUUGACUUUUUCAAUUGUUGUCACAAUAUAAAAUCGAAAAAUUGAUUUAAGUUAUCUGAUGCAAGUUGUAUAAGAUUGUUUUUUUAUGUGAGUUUAAUGUGUCAUAUCCAUUGGUGGAUGUACGACAUUUAUGACUGUAUUUCAGUUACUCCUUUAUUUAUCUGUGUUAUAGUCCGUAGUGUUUUUAUUAUAUGAUAUUUUCUAUUCUCACAAUAAAUUGGUAAAUAACUUUAAGGGUGCUGAGUUCCUCUUUUUUAUCCAAUUCCAUAUUUUGUGUAGUUUACUCGCUCCGACUUUGUUCAGAUCACAUUUUAUAAAGUUCAUAUCCAUUUUUAUCUAAUCGUAUAGUGCGGAGUCGAAACCAAAAUAAUUAAGUUUUCAUAUUCACUGCUGCAUUGAUAUAUAUGUUACUUUAUUUAGCUUUUUUCGCUAAAUUUGUUUUGAAGUUGUAAUGAUUCGUACAAGAUUGAAAAAAGUAUUAGGUUACAUAAAAAAUACGCAAUAAUCUUGUUACAGUGCCGACACCCAAUUGCCUGUUAAAUUUCUCCAUAACUGAUUGAAUUUUUCAAAAAAGUCUUUGAACAUUAUCAUUAAUGUUAUUUUUUAAAUCUGCUAGAUGAAACGAAAGAACUGUCGGUCGAUUCCUUUUUUAUUACCUUAGAUGUUAAAAUGCUCUUCAUUACUAAUAGAUUAAUUACAAAGAGAAUGUAAAAAGGAGUAUUCGGUUUAAUAGCUGCAAGCCUUACGUUAAGGAAAAGAGCUAACGCUUUAGUGAUCUUGUGGCAAUCAGUUAACGAGUAGAGAAAGGCGGAAAAUAGACGGCAAUGCGUUUGCGAAAAGGCUGAAUCGAAACCUCCAUUGCAUAAUAGCCUAAUAAAUAUCUUUUAAACCUUCUUCAUGUUCGGCGUGAGCAUCGAUCUGGUGAUACAACAAAAUUGUAUAGACUCGGCAAAACGGAUAGAUGAAAAGUAUUCGAUGACUUGGUCUUGCCUCAAUAUAGAUACGUUCGCAGCACGCACUAGCGAGAUAUCUCGAGCACAUAACCGUGAUCAAUAUAAAGAAAAACGUCCGAUUCUGGUUUUUAAAACUGAUGUCUUUACAGAGAAAAUAUUUAAUAAUUAAUGAGAAAAUGGUUUCGUCCAAACGGUCAACCAAAAGGAAAAAAAUGUGUUCUUUAUGAACAGAUUUCUUCUCGUGACUUCCUACGCUAGUGCAUGUUUCGAAAAUGAAAGAAAAGAGCUCUAGCGCGCGUUGCUAGAGGAAUUGUAAAUAUGUAUGUAGCGCGAUAAGAUAGUCUUAUUGUUCUGAUCGACGUCUUUGCCAACCGGUCGCACAGCUCCGUUUAACGAUCUUGUUACGAAGAGAAAAAAAGAAUUCCUUUUUCUUCCUUGGUCAUAUCGUUCGUCAUCGUUGAAGAAGAUGAUAGACAUAGGCUAUAGGCAAUAAUUGCCAUUACAAAUUUAUCGAAGGCUUUUAUCGUUUCGUGUAGUUUUCGCUUGUUGCGUAAAAAUUGCAGGUAAGCCGUUUUACAAUGUUUCAGAAACCGUACGCGACGUAUAUAAAAAAAAUAGCGUUUAAAAAUAUAUAUAAUUAAUUUCUAGUUGUGUGUAAAAAAUUCACUUGAAAAUCGUCGAGAAACAAUGCUAUUUUAGAACUCUCUAUCAUCUCCAGUAUACGUACAUCCAUGAAAGAUGCUUCAAUCUUUCCGUCGCGCCUUAAAAUAUCGCAUUAACGUCAUUAACUUAGAAUAAUAACGGAAUCGUUCCAUGUUAACAUGUCAUUAAACUGUCAGUACAGCAUUGCCGAAUUGUUUUCGAAAAUUUUCGAAAAUAUGUUUUGAGCGAGAAAAAUAUUGGAAAAAAAGCGUGUUUUAUAAGAUAUUUCAAUUCUUCGAGACAUUGGCUAAUAUGGAACGACUCGACAAUCGAUUCAGACGGAAUUUAUUACAUGAGGAGAUACAAGAAAAGUUUAUUGAACUUUAAAUGCGCGGUGCGUUCGAACAGUGACGAUCGGAACAUUACACAUGUGCACACACAACAAACACACACACACACACACACACACACAUACACAACGCGGAAUUUGAGUACUGCCGUUCUUCCAGACUUAACUUGCGUUACAAACACGAGUAUUUCUCGAAUUCACCGCACUUGAUUUUCACUUGAUCGAGUCUGAGCUGCGAUGGCUCCCGCGCAGGGCGUCGACACUUAAUCCAACGUUGUUUGUAAACUAAUGUAUUUUAUAAAAAAUAUAUAUAGAGA
Messenger RNA from Monomorium pharaonis (pharaoh ant), 12439 nucleotides. RefSeq names its product serine/threonine-protein kinase 26 (gene GckIII). The record is from RefSeq and is a predicted model, not a curated record. The coding region runs from base 6949 to 9030 and encodes 693 amino acids. The transcript has 10 exons. Gene Ontology annotation, biological process: protein phosphorylation. Gene Ontology annotation, molecular function: protein kinase activity; ATP binding. Lineage: Eukaryota; Metazoa; Arthropoda; Insecta; Hymenoptera; Formicidae.